Molecule: messenger RNA, 108 nt
Organism: Phytophthora nicotianae INRA-310
Lineage: Eukaryota; Oomycota; Peronosporomycetes; Peronosporales; Peronosporaceae
Exons: 2
Coding region: 1-108 (35 amino acids)
Source: RefSeq, a predicted model, not a curated record
AUGGAGCAAAAAUCUGAUGAGGAACUUGAUCGGCUUGAGAAGGCAUUAAAACAAGCUCACGCUGACCUACAGGCUGCACAAACGCGACUUAGGAUGGAGAACCGAUGA